AUAAUUGGUAAUAUCAGUAAUAGGCCACGUCAAUCAUUCGCUUAAACAUAUGAUUCGUUUUAUGUUGUUUUCGUACGAUCUUCAAAAUGUUGAAUGUGAUAUACGAUGACAACAGUUGGAAAUUUAUUUUCCCAAUUUUAAUAAAUUUCGCGAUGUCGACCACUGUGUACUUUUUAACUAUACGUUUAAUACCGAAGAUAAAAGAUAUGUUUGUCAAAGCUAACCUAUACGGUAUUGAUAUGAAUAAGAGAAGUGGUGAAAAAGUGCCCGAAGCUUUAGGUGUUGUCACUGGAUGUCUUUUUCUUAUAACGCUCUUUCUUUUUAUUCCUGUACCAUUUACAAACUAUAUAUUUAAUGACAUAAACUUCCCUCAUAAUGAGUUUAUGGAGUUUUUGGCAGCUUUACUCUCAAUUUGUUGUAUGUUACUUUUGGGGUUUGCUGAUGAUGUUUUAGACCUACGUUGGAGGCACAAAUUAUUAUUACCUACUAUUGCUUCCUUACCACUUUUAAUGGUGUAUUACAUUAAUUUUAAUUCUACAUUAAUUAUUGUGCCAAAACCCUUAAGACCAUGGUUUGGUCUUUCAGUGGAUCUUUGGGUAUUUUAUUAUUUAUAUAUGGGGAUGCUAGCAGUGUUUUGCACAAAUGCUAUAAACAUAUUAGCUGGUAUAAAUGGUUUAGAAGUUGGACAGAGCUUAGUCAUUUCAAUAAGCAUUCUUUUGUUUAAUAUAAUAGAGCUAUCAGGAGAUCUGUGGAAAGCACAUCAAUUUUCAUUGUAUUUCAUGCUUCCAUAUAUAGCAACAUCACUGGGGUUAUUAAAAUUUAAUUGGUACCCAGCACAGGUAUUUGUGGGCGAUACUUUUUGCUAUUUAUCUGGAAUGACAUUUGCUGUUGUUGGUAUAAUUGGACAUUUCAGUAAAACAACUUUAUUAUUCUUUAUUCCACAAAUAAUUAACUUUCUUUAUAGUGUACCACAAUUAUUUCAUUUGAUACCAUGUCCUAGACAUAGAUUGCCAAAAUACAAUAAAAAAACUGAUAAGUUAGAUAUUAGUACUACAGUAUUCAAUAAAAAGGAUAUUGGUUCUGUGGGUAAAUUCAUAGCAUGGAUAUUUAGGAAACUAAAUAUAAUAAAAUGGCAAGAAGAUGAUCAAGGUAUUGUUACUUGUAAUAAUUUGACACUAAUUAAUUUCGUGCUUAUUAAUACUGGCCCAAUGAAUGAACCUACACUUACAUUGAUUUUGUUGCUAAUUCAGGUUGUUAGCAGUUCAUUAGCAUUUCUCAUAAGAUAUCCUCUUGCUUCGAUUUUCUAUGAGGUUUGAAAAAGUACAUAUUUAGAAAGUAUGAAGUUAUUUUGUUUUUUCAUAUUGAAAUAGUGUAUCUGUUAUAUUAAACUUCUUUUAUAGAAGAAUUUUCCAAUAUAAAUGUACUUUCAUACUUUGUAAUUAUUAUUAUUUAAUGUAUAUUUAUUAACAGCUUUGGAUUAUGCGAAUAUUAUUUUGUUACACUAUUAUCAGGAAAUAAAGUAUGUUUCUUUAUUUCUU
Bombus impatiens (common eastern bumble bee) is the source of this 1538-nucleotide messenger RNA. RefSeq names its product UDP-N-acetylglucosamine--dolichyl-phosphate N-acetylglucosaminephosphotransferase (gene Alg7). The transcript has 7 exons. Gene Ontology annotation, cellular component: membrane. NCBI's taxonomy places the organism in Eukaryota, Metazoa, Arthropoda, Insecta, Hymenoptera, Apidae. Gene Ontology annotation, molecular function: UDP-N-acetylglucosamine-dolichyl-phosphate N-acetylglucosaminephosphotransferase activity. The record is from RefSeq and is a predicted model, not a curated record. Bases 87 to 1316 code for a protein of 409 amino acids. Gene Ontology annotation, biological process: protein N-linked glycosylation; dolichol-linked oligosaccharide biosynthetic process.